AUGCUCUUACACUACCACUGUCAGAUUGACAGAACAGGAAAAAAACAUGACACCAUCCCCGAAUAUGCAUCUCUGCAAUCCAAUUGUUGAGUACGUUUAUGGCUGGAGUUCCCCGAAACGGAAGCCGGGUUUAAAAGGACCCUAA
Acaulospora morrowiae is the source of this 145-nucleotide messenger RNA. NCBI's taxonomy places the organism in Eukaryota, Fungi, Glomeromycota, Glomeromycetes, Diversisporales, Acaulosporaceae. The record is from the annotation of a GenBank genome assembly.